Molecule: messenger RNA, 469 nt
Organism: Bombus impatiens (common eastern bumble bee)
Lineage: Eukaryota; Metazoa; Arthropoda; Insecta; Hymenoptera; Apidae
Gene: mRpL36
Exons: 1
Coding region: 8-403 (131 amino acids)
Biological process (GO): translation; ribosome biogenesis
Cellular component (GO): mitochondrial large ribosomal subunit; ribosome
Molecular function (GO): structural constituent of ribosome
Source: RefSeq, a predicted model, not a curated record
AGCAACAAUGAAUAUAUAUUCAUUAUUCAGGACUACCUGUCAAACAAUAAAAUUUAUGGCUCCAAAACUAUCAUCAAUGGAACCAUUCACAAAAAUUAUACAUCGUAAUAUGCAUCAUAUAUGUGAUAAACAAUAUUCAAAUAAUUUGUCAAAUAUGUAUAUGAACAAAAUUAGUUCAAUAUUACUGCAACCAUCACUACCAAUGUAUAAUAUCAUAUGUGGUUUGAAAAUGAAGACUAUAUUAAAACGAAGGUGUAAACAUUGCCUAUUAAUGUGGAGAAAUGAUAGGGCAUACAUAAAAUGUAAGGUAAAACCAAAGCAUAAUCAAGUGGAAAGGAAGAAAAAGGAAUAUAAAACAUGGAUAUUGACACAUGCUUCACAAAGUAAAGUAAGGGAAUGGUAGAUUAUUAUAUACAAAAGGUAACAUUUGAAUUGUACUUUAAAAUAAAAUCAUUUUAAGAUAAAAAUU